Molecule: messenger RNA, 2080 nt
Organism: Vitis vinifera (wine grape)
Lineage: Eukaryota; Viridiplantae; Streptophyta; Magnoliopsida; Vitales; Vitaceae
Product: probable disease resistance protein At5g63020
Exons: 1
Coding region: 352-1650 (432 amino acids)
Molecular function (GO): ATP hydrolysis activity; ADP binding
Source: RefSeq, a predicted model, not a curated record
AAUUACCAAAAGGAGCAGAGCAUGAAUGGCCAGAAUCUUUUCAGGCUAAGAAUGAGAAAACAAGAAGAAAGCAGCAAAUGUGGGACAGGAGAACCAACACUCCCAUCUAUCUCUUUGGAUUCCCAUUACAGAUUGUCUACCACAAUGACCCACCAACGCGUCUUGCAUAAUCUACCCACCAAAAAGUUUUGAUGCGGGAAUAUUUUUUCUUUCUUUUUUUCUUUUCUUUUUUGGUGGGCUGUUAAGCAACUGUUAUUCACCAGAUCCACUAAGGCAACUCACCCAUCUCUUCUCUUUCGAGUUCUUCAGUCGUCUUUCAAACUCAUCUUUUCCCUGUCAUCCCCUGAAGCAAUGGAUUGUGUGAGCCCAAUCCUGGACGUCGCCACCCGCUUGUGGUAUUGCACCGCCAAGCGUGUAGUUUAUAUUCGUGAGCUUGAAGAAAAUCUCAACUCUCUGAAGAGCUUAACGGAGGAGCUGAGCAACUUAAGUAAGGAUGUGAUGGUAAGUGUUGAGUGUGAGGAGGAACUACAACAGAGUAGGCGUACGCAUGAAGUGGAUGGUUGGCUCCGCGCUGUGCAGGUCAUGGAAGCUGAAGUGGAAGAAAUAUUGCAAAAUGGGCGUCAAGAAAUCCAACAGAAAUGCCUCGGAACCUGUCCUAAGAAUUGCAGGUCAAACUACAAGCUGGGGAAGAUUGUGAGUAGAAAGAUCGAUGCUGUGACUGAAUUAAAGGGCAAAGGGCAUUUUGAUUUUGUGGCUCAUAGGUUGCCCUGUGCUCCAGUGGAUGAGAGACCGAUCGGGAAGACUGUGGGCUUAGACUUGAUGUUCCAGAAGGUUCGGAGAUGCCUGGAAGAUGAGCAAGUAAGAAGUAUUGGGUUGUAUGGAAUUGGGGGUGUUGGAAAAACGACCCUCUUGCGGAAAAUCAAUAAUGAGUAUUUUGGUAAAAGAAACGAUUUUGAUGUGGUGAUAUGGAUAGUGGUGUCGAAACCAAUCAGUGUAGAAAAAAUUCAAGAAGUGAUUCUGAAGAAAUUAUCGACCCUAGAUCACAAAUGGAAGAGUAGUAGCAAGGAGGAGAAGACUGCAGAAAUAUUCAAGUUGUUGAAAGCCAAAAACUUUGUGAUAUUGCUUGAUGAUAUGUGGGACCGACUCGAUCUCUUGGAGGUGGGGAUCCCUCAUUUGAGUGAUCAAACGAAGUCCAAAGUAGUACUCACUACGCGAUCUGAACGAGUAUGCGAUGAAAUGGAAGUUCAUGAGAGGAUGAGGGUAGGGUGUUUGACACCGGGUGAAGCAUUUUCUCUGUUCUGUGAUAAGGUUGGUCAGAAUAUCCUGAAUUCACAUCCGGAUAUAAAAAGGCUUGCUAAGAUUGUUGUUGAAGAAUGUAAAGGACUGCCACUUGCCCUCAUCGUCAUUGGGCGAUCAAUGGCUAGCAGGAAAACUCCUCGGGAGUGGGAGCAAGCAUUACAAGUUCUGAAGAGUUACCCAGCAGAGUUUUCAGGUAUGGGAGAUCAAGUCUUUCCAAUUUUGAAAUUCAGUUACGAUCACUUGGACAAUGAUACCAUCAAAUCAUGUUUCCUAUAUUGCUCUAUAUUCCCAGAAGACCAUAUAAUUAGGAAUGAAGGCCUCAUAGAUCUUUGGAUCGGGGAGGGGUUUUAGAACAAAUUUACUGAUAUACACAAAGCACGCAAUCAAGGAGAUGAGAUUAUUAGAAGUUUAAAACUUGCAUGUCUCUUGGAAAGUGAUGUAUCAGAAGACACUUGUAAGAUGCAUGAUGUGAUCCGUGACAUGGCUCUUUGGUUAUCAUGUGAAUAUGGGGAAGAAAAGCACAAAAGUUUUGUACUAGAAGAUGUUGAGUUGAUUGAAGCAUAUGAAAUUGUGAAAUGGAAAGAAGCUCAACGGAUUUCACUAUGGGAUUCUAAUAUCAAUGAAGAACUCUCUCUAUCACCCUGUUUCCUCAAUCUCCAAACUUUGAUUUUGAGAAAGAGUAACAUGAAGUCACUUCCAAUUGGAUUCUUCCAAUUCAUGCCUGUCAUAAGAGUUUUGGAUUUUUCAAGUAAUAAAGAAUUAGUGGAGUUACCUUUGGAGA